AUGAAACACCUCGUAUUUUUUAUAUUAGUAACCACAUACUUUGGGUUACACGAAGCAUGCGACAAAAAUCGUAUUGUAAUUCAUAACGAACUCGGUCCGGGUAGAAUUCUUGAGCUCCAUUGUCAUUCUCUAGAGAAUGAUUUAGGCGUCCAGAACUUAAACUUCAAUGCUACUCCAUAUGUCAUCGCGUUCCAUGACGAUGUGCUCAUUAGAACAGCAUGGAUUUCAUACAGAGCAAGAUAUAAUUUUAUUCCUCCUAACUGUGGCCAGAUACGUGUAUGGACGGCCAAACUCGAUGGGAUAUACUCAAAAAGCCUUGAUACACCACCCGGUUUAGCACUACGAUGGAAUAAAGCAUAA
This is a messenger RNA of Raphanus sativus (radish), 360 nucleotides long. RefSeq names its product S-protein homolog 25-like. The record is from RefSeq and is a predicted model, not a curated record. Lineage: Eukaryota; Viridiplantae; Streptophyta; Magnoliopsida; Brassicales; Brassicaceae.